Molecule: messenger RNA, 1919 nt
Organism: Nylanderia fulva
Lineage: Eukaryota; Metazoa; Arthropoda; Insecta; Hymenoptera; Formicidae
Gene: Bem46
Product: abhydrolase domain containing 13-like protein Bem46
Cellular component (GO): membrane
Molecular function (GO): palmitoyl-(protein) hydrolase activity
Source: RefSeq, a predicted model, not a curated record
AUCGCGUCGUCGGCGGCGCGAGCGACAAGAUUCGAGAUCCGCGAGAGCAACUGCUCCUCGUCGUUGGCCACCACUAUCUCCGUCAUUGCGUACGUUCCUUGGGGGACAGACGAUGUGAGGUUAUUCCGAACAUGCACACCUUCGAAUGCGACGACUAUCGAAACGCGAGUGCGCCGCUGAUAACCUAUAUGAUAUACAAUACGUCUCAUGCGAGAUCGACACUUUAUCUUCUACACUUUUUGCACUUUCUUUCGAGAAAUUCACGUGACGCGCUCAGUGGAAACUCGCCCUAAAUGCGCGCGCAUUCGACGAAAGUGUAGAAAGUGCAGCGCAGUACGUAGAAACUAACCUAUAGAUUCGUGUAUAUGGUUUAGCGAAUAAAAAAUCAAAUAAAUUCUCGAUGCUCAAAGUCUAAUAAUAACAAUUGUGAUUCGAACAACAAUCGUCAUUUUUUGAUAUCUCACGUUUUUAACUAGUGCCAUAAAAAAAAAUUCCAUUUAUUGGGACUCUCAAUUUUGUACGAUGCAUCUGUCAUUAUCGUCUUACAGGAGAGAAGUGUAAAAUGUUGCAGUGAUCGACUUAAUGGAUCAUGGCUGUCCUUAAACCAAGACAAAUCUACUUAUUGCAAACAGCUGAGCUGUUCAGAUAACGCAGAGCUUUGUCAAAUUAGGCAAAACGCAGAAAUAAUGUCCUUCAGAAUACGUUUAGCUCGUAGUAGGCCAAUAAGACUUCUGGGUAGUGUCGCCAUGAAGUGUUGGGCCUUUAGUGGAAUUUAUAUCCUUGUCUGCUUCCUUUUAUAUUGGUUAUAUGGUGGAAUUUUAGCUUUCUUCCUACUGUGCUUUGCUACAACUGGAAUACUCUACCACAGAGAAGAUCAACUUCUUUAUCAUCCAGAACUGCCAUCUCAUUCCAGAGUUUAUGUACCAGCUCCUUCAAUAUUUAAUUUACCAUAUCAAAGUGUGUAUACCAGAGCUGGAGAUGGUACAAUGCUACACAUGUUCUUUGUUUCUCAACCAGAGGACAGAAUGAGGAAAGCACCUACAGUAUUGUUUCUUCAUGGCAAUGCUGGCAACAUGGGCCAUCGGUUGCAAAACAUAGUGGGACUGUAUCAUAAUAUCCAGUGUAAUAUUCUAAUGUUAGAAUAUCGAGGAUAUGGCUUGUCACAGGGUUCUCCAUCAGAAGAGGGUCUCUAUAUGGAUGCUCGAGCAGGAAUAGACUAUUUGUCCAGUAGAACAGAUAUUAAUACUAAUGAAAUUAUAGUCUUUGGUAGAUCACUAGGCGGAGCGGUAGCAAUCGAUUUAGCCACAAAAGAAGAAAAUUCGCAGAGGAUUUGGUGCCUUAUACUCGAAAACACCUUCACUAGUAUUCCAGAUAUGGCCGCCUUAUUUGUUGGAUCCAAAUUUCUACAGUAUCUACCCCUCUUUGUAUACAAGAACAAGUAUUUAUCUAUUCUGAAAGUUCGUGCAGUCACAGUGCCCACUCUGUUCAUUUCUGGUCUAGCAGACACAUUGGUACCACCUCGCAUGAUGCAGGACCUCUACAAGAAUUGUCGAAGCACAUGCAAACGCAUACUUCCAGUCGUGGGUGGUACACAUAAUGAAACUUGGUGCCAGCCGCAUUACUAUCAAAAUAUUUGUAAUUUUCUGACUGAACUCAGGGAAAAUCCCCCUCCAAGAGUAACGUCUAGUCAUUGGCAAAUCGAUGAUAUCUAAUGACGACGCUGAUUAAACUGUGUGGUUCCUGUUACAAUAAGUGCUAUAAUAAAAAGAUAAAAAAGGAUUAGAGAUUAUGACAGCUAAUUUACAAGAGUAUAAGUUGUGCUAAAUUAUGGAAGUAAUAUCUUUUAUAUGUUUUCCCACAAUGACAGUCUUCAUGUUUUUAUAAAAAAAUUAAAAUUCAAUAAAAUGAGAUUCAACCAA